AUGGCUGGCAAACGUCCAACCAUCCAUCCAUUUUUCACGGUGAAAAAGAGGAGACAAACAGAGUCAACAGAAGAUACUAAAUCAAUUGCUGAUUUAUCAACGCCGAUUAACGAUGUAAAUAGUGAAAAAAUUCCAGAUGAAGAUACAUCACUUAGUGUUGUCGAUGAUGAGUUGCAGGAGGAUGCACCUUCUUCGUUCGUUGAUGAUCAAUCAGAAGAACAGUUAUCAAAGUGUGAAUUAGCCUGUUGUACGUC
This is a messenger RNA of Rotaria sp. Silwood1, 254 nucleotides long. Lineage: Eukaryota; Metazoa; Rotifera; Eurotatoria; Philodinida; Philodinidae. The record is from the annotation of a GenBank genome assembly.